This is a messenger RNA of Haemonchus placei, 933 nucleotides long. The record is from the annotation of a GenBank genome assembly. NCBI's taxonomy places the organism in Eukaryota, Metazoa, Nematoda, Chromadorea, Rhabditida, Trichostrongylidae.
AUGUUCCCUGAAGGAGUGCAAAGCUGCUCGUCUGUGCCAAAUAUUCCAGUCAAGACAUCACAGACGCCCAUAUCUGAUCUCGAGCCAGGCAAAUAUUCGCAUGAAGAGUCUCGAUUAAGAUGUCAACUGGCGUCACUUUAUCGUCUUGUCGAUCUGUUCCGGUGGAGUCAAGGAAUCUACAAUCACAUUACCGUAAGUGUGUACAAUGAAAACCGUAGAAGGAUGGUCAUAGGCGCGGCUGUCAAAGUUCGUCUCCUUGGAGGCGAUAAUGAGUUUCUAAUCAAUCCUUUUGGUCUAUUAUAUCACGAAAUAACGGCCGGAACUCUUGUGAAAGUGGAUCUCGACGGAAAGAUUCUUGAUCCAGGAACUACAGGUUUUGGUAUAAAUAAGGCUGGUUAUGUUCUGCACUCUGCAAUCCAUGGAGGACGUGAAGAUUUACUAUGCGUGAUUCAUCUACACGUACCAUCGGUUGUAGCUGUCUCAGCCAUGAAAUGUGGUCUACUGAAGCUUUGCCAAGAAGCGAUGAUCGUUGGAGAAGUCGCCUACCAUGACUAUCAGGGUAUUGUGGUGGAUCCAAACGAGCGCGAGUCAUUGGUGAAAGAUAUGGGCUCACACAAUGUCAUGUUACUACGAAACCAUGGAUUUGUUGCCGCAGGACGUACCAUCGAGGAAGCAUUCCAUUACGCAUACCACUUAAUUCUUGCUUGUGAAACUCAGGUUCGAGCGAUUAAUCCAAUUAUGGUAGGGGAAAUUUCAAUGCCUUCGGAUUAUUCCGUUCAAAAAGCGUAUAAAACUGCCAGUCACGGAGGAGGUGGCGUCAAUCUGAAAGAUGGCGCUGUUGAUAACAAAGAGUGGGGAAUCGGGGAGCUGGAAUGGCAAGCAUGGAUGAGGACUCUUGACGAAAUGGUAUGUUGUUACUAUCGACUUCCAUAG